This is a messenger RNA of Girardinichthys multiradiatus, 2066 nucleotides long. RefSeq lists its product as uncharacterized. The transcript is spliced from 4 exons. Gene Ontology annotation, biological process: spermatogenesis. The record is from RefSeq and is a predicted model, not a curated record. Bases 305 to 1000 code for a protein of 231 amino acids. Gene Ontology annotation, cellular component: cytosol; nucleus. Lineage: Eukaryota; Metazoa; Chordata; Actinopteri; Cyprinodontiformes; Goodeidae.
AGUCCAGGUGGUCCAAAAUGCGUAAAACCGCUGCGUAAAAAAGAGCCAAACGCUCGGGAAACACACCAGCUCGCCGCAGCUCUGUGGUUGAGCUCAUUUUAGAAGGAAAAGUACGUCUUUUGGACUUGCAGCAGGAGAAAUAUCCUAAAGAACUGGACGCGUUUCAGUGGUGCUGCGCAGCGAUAUAACCAGAAAAGCGGACACUAAACGGAGCGGGGUAAACUUUACUUGUCUUUGGUGCCGAAUCAGAAACUUGUUUUACCUGGAAACGUUUAGGCUGCUCUCGUCAGCGAUAAGUGGAGAUAUGUUCAAGAAAACCAAGAGUAAAGUGUUGGUGAAUUAUGCGUCAGAGGAAGACGACAUGUCCUGGCACUAUCAUCACUCCUACGAGGACAAAGACAUGGCAGAGGAAGAGGAGGAGGAAGCUGUCACUGCCAUAGCCAAGGAGGCAAAGGUGAAGAAAAUGAUGUCCAAGAAGGAGAGGAAGGAGAAAAAAAUGCUGUCCUUUAAAGAUGACGAACACUUGUUGUUGUCUGGAGUGAAGGUGGCAGAACGCAAAGUGUCCAACAAAAAGGUCAAGGAAUCUGAGAAGGAGAAGGAGAAGAAGGACAAGCCGGAAAAAGGACACUGUUUCUGGGACAGUGUUACAAUGACAAUGAGGCAAAUUUCACCUGCCAAAAAGCUUGAGAAGAUGGAGGGCUGGGAGCCACCACAGUUGGGGAUCGUUACUGAGACCGAUGAAACCCUCGUUGAGAACGGUCAGAAUGGGGAGUCUGAAUUGUCCGUUCCUCCUGACUCCAUAAGCAUUCCCUUGGAAAUUCCUUCGUGGGGUGGCCAGGGAUUUGAAGAGGACUCCUCUCAUUAUGCCAACUUGACAGACUCCAAUGACCCAGCAGCUGCAGUGAGGUGGACGGCCCGUGCCAAAGUCAAGCUGGCUGGCAUCAGCAGAAUGAGCAGAGGGAUCGUGUCAGAGAGCCCAUGGGCAGGCUUUAAACAAUAGCACUGUUUUCCUAAGUAGACAAUUAUCUGAACCAAAUUUCUGCCUCCUUCUAAUCUAGCUCCAGAAAGAAAACAUAAUGCUACACUGUAACUCAAGACAUUAACAAGGCAGUGCCUUAAAGUGCUAUUCCAGUAGUGGCCAGUAGAUGCCAGGAUUUCUUUUUCUCCUAACAAUGGCAUAUAGUAUAUCAGUUUUUACAACUUUUGCUUUUUAAUUUUUUCUGGGUCUGUAUGUAAUAAAUGUUAUUUCCAUAUCCAAAGGCAGAAAUAUGUAUAAAAAAGCAUUAAAAAAAGAAACCAAGCAGAAGGCGUCGUAAGAAUGCAGCCAAACGUUUUCAAUUCAGCCAUAUAUGCCGCUGCCUUUCUAUUGUGGAGAAGUGUAGCUCCAAAGGCUUUUUUGUAUCAGAAAAUGUCGGAUCUGCUUUGGAAAACAAUAGAAAGCCAGAUUGUGAUUUAUUUGUGGUUCAUAAUUUCUAUAUUUGUAGGUUUUCUGUUUCUAAAAUCUGAUAUUUGCCCUUAACUUCUUCCCCAAAUACUACAUUAAUUUUACUACAAGACAUUUUAGUUGUCAUUACCCUGAUUCAUCCAUUUUGAGUGUCCUGGUAAUCCAUGGCGUCAAGAACAAGAUGGUUACAGAAAAAACUCAAACUAGGGCUCCAGCUUACCAAUUUAUGAACAAUCUGUAGUUAAUGGCAUCAUUUUACCAAAAGGAAUCCUCUAAUAUUAGAUUUGAAGGAAAUGUAAAUCAUUUGUAUUGUGAGCUUUUUUAAAAGGACUUUAUGUGUGAAUCACUAGCAAAUGCUAAAUCUGUUGAAAUGAAAGACUUACACUACUGUAAAAUGUCUGUUAUGAUUUCUUAAAUGUGCGAUUCUUUGCCAACAGUCGAGGAUACAUUUCUUGCUCUGACAAUCAAAUACUAUGCAAGCUUGUUAUACUACUGAAAAUUUAUGUAGCUAGUUUUUACUUCCUUUCUUUACAGAUGCAGCACCCAGAAACUGUCUGAAGCCUUAACUUAAGAAGCCCAGAAAUGGGUUGUGCAAUCAUAAAAAAACACCUUUGAAACAACA